AUCUGCUGAUAGUACAGUACAGAGCUCUAGGAGUCACUCUGCACAUGCUCAGUUUAGUGUGUAUGGCUAGAGAGGUUUUUUUUUUUACCUUUUGGAGGGUGCAUGUGAUCAACACAAGGAGAAUCAACACUGUCCAGACAGAAGGUCAGGGGUUAUGCAGCCUCAUAGGACAAUCAGAGGAGAAUGAAAACUCCUCCUACAAGCUUUAACCAGUGCCAGAUAUUCCUGCAGCUCCUUUAAUGUUGCUGUAGGCCUUUUUGGCAGCCUCCCAGAGCAGUUUACUUCUUGUCUUUUCAUCAAUUUUGGAGGGACAUCCAGUUCUUGUGAAUGCAAGGUCCUGG
Staurois parvus is the source of this 341-nucleotide messenger RNA. Lineage: Eukaryota; Metazoa; Chordata; Amphibia; Anura; Ranidae. The record is from the annotation of a GenBank genome assembly.